Carassius auratus (goldfish) is the source of this 3334-nucleotide messenger RNA. RefSeq names its product thyroid hormone receptor associated protein 3a (gene thrap3a). Gene Ontology annotation, biological process: positive regulation of transcription by RNA polymerase II. The record is from RefSeq and is a predicted model, not a curated record. Lineage: Eukaryota; Metazoa; Chordata; Actinopteri; Cypriniformes; Cyprinidae. Bases 358 to 3123 code for a protein of 921 amino acids. The transcript is spliced from 11 exons. Gene Ontology annotation, cellular component: mediator complex. Gene Ontology annotation, molecular function: transcription coregulator activity; DNA binding.
CACAGUCUCGUGUCACACCCCCAGUCUGCCACUGUGAGCACAUAAAGCUGCUUUACAACAUUUGACUUGAAGAGAACAGUUUGGUUACGACUUAAUACGACACGUUUGUCAUUUGGAAUUAAAUAAACUACGUUCUUAAUCUGGAUACUUCAGUUUAAACCAACUGGAUAUUGCCGUUUUCUCCGACAGAAUGAUUUAAAUAGCUAAUGUUAUUUUAAGUUUAACGAGUUAUUUUUUUCUCUCUUUCAAAACGAACGGAAACUAAUUCAGUCACCUGUAACAUUUGACAAUAGAUUCAUCUUUUCAUCGUGGACUACAGCUAAUUAUAGGCACAUAUGUGAAAGGCAACAAGCAACAAUGUCAAAGACACAGAAAUCAGAGUCUAGGUCUCGCUCCCGCUCGGCCUCCAGAUCAAGAUCCCAUUCUGAUUCCCGCUCCCGUUCCAGAUCAAAAAGCAGCUCUAGAUCUAGAUCCAGGAAACGCAGAUAUUGGUCUCGCUCUCGGUCAAGAUCCCAUUCUCCACCCCACAACCGGGAGAGGAACCAAACACGGGAGUACCAGAACCAACGGGAGUUUCGAGGCAAUCACAGAGGCUUCCGGAGGCCAUAUUACUUCCGGGGCAGAGGUCAGGGCUUUUUCCGUGGCCGCUUUCAGCGUGGUGGAAGGGGUGGAUAUAAUAACUACAGACCCAAAAACUGGCAGAACUUCCGGCAGCACUAUCAGCAGCAACAGCAACAGCAGCAGUACCACCCCAACAGCCCCAAGAGGGGCCGAUCGCGUUCUCCCAAGAAGCAGUCAAAAAGUCCUCAGUCCCGCAGUCAUUCCCGCCGCUCUGACAGGUCGUCUUCAGGGAGAUCGCCACAGUCACACCAUUCUUCCUCCUCCAACGCUGGGUCUGCCAAACGCAAUUGCAAAGAUGUCAGAGAGGACAUCUCUGUGCCCGAAGAACCCCAAGGAGGAGGAGAUGGGGCUCUGGCAGAGCAGGUGGGAGGCUCUCCAGUGGCCAAAGGGAACUCUGAUGGAGACAGGGCUGUGGAGGACUGUCAGGUUUUGAGGAACCAUGACACUAGUCCAAGAAAGACAAGUCCACAGGUUUGCUCCACUGUCACUAAUGACCAACCGAUGGACUCUGCAACCAACGAGACAAGUCCUGCUCGUGAUGCUCCUAAUAAAGGUGCCACCACCUGGCAAAGUUCAAACACCAGCCCCAUAAAGAAAAGCCUUACACCAGUUUUCAAUGGUUUUGGGCUCUUUACAAAUAUUGACCAACAGACAGAUGAUACAAUUGCUAUCUCCGCUGCGUUUUUGAAAUUUCUGGAGGAGCAAAAUCUUAAAAAACUGUCCGCUACAUGGGACGACACCAUGCAUAAAGGGAAAAGUAAUGGAGAUAUAGUAUGUGAUAAAGAAAACGGAGAAAUGUUUGAAAAGGGCAUUGAGUUGUCUCACACUGCAGAUCACGACAACACAGAAGAAAAGGAGAAAUCCAAAUCUGCCAAGAGUGGUGAUGGUAACAAGUUAUCCAUAAGCUCCGCUAAAAGGGGUUCACGAAACGGCCCGACACUUCUGUGCAAGGAUGACGAGGACGAUGAUGAAGAGAUGGAGAGGUCUGAUAGGGUGAAGGAUAUGGGAAACGAUCCCUCCAAAAGCAAAAGCAAAGUCACGGUGUCCGCUCGUGAGAUGUUCGAGAAUCGUGUAAGGAGGAUGCAGGACAUGGCGUGGGAUGAUGAGCUGGAAGCUCUCCUGCUCUGCCAUAAACAGGAGAGAGCAGCCAAUUUACUAGCUGCUCUAUCAAAGAGAGACCAGCUCAGUGGCAUGUUUAAGGAUCCCUCACCUGAAAAGCUCUCUAAUGUAAAACGAAAGGAGAAAACCACACUAAGUUCCUCUUCUAAACCCACACUGCUGCCCAGGAGGAGCUCUGAGAACCGUGAGCAAGAGAUGUUUGUGGUUAUGAAUGAGGAAUCCCCUCCGAGAGCUUCGGUGAAAAGAGGAAGUGAAUUCAGCAUGAGGAUGGAUUCUCUAAGUGAUGACCUUGCAAGGACCUCUGUUUUGAGCAAUGAAAGAAGGAAUCUUCUAGAUUUACUGGAUCUUGAUAAAAAGGAUUUGGAGUUUCAGUCUGUCCUUCAGCAUCUUCGGGCUCAGCAGUCACCCAAAAGCCCAUCUGAGCUGUUUGCCCAACACAUAGUUUCAAUUGUCCAUCACAUUAAAGCUCAAUAUUUUCCUUCCUCUGGAUUGACUCUAAAUGACCGAUUUGCCAUGUACCAGAGACGAGCUGCUGAGAAAGACUUCAUGAAGCAGAGAAAGAGUCCAGAGAUACACAGGAGAAUUGAUGUUUCUCCCAGUGCUUUUAAGAGGCACUCUCUCCUGUUUGAUGAGAUGAAAAGCUCCAUGGAAAACAGCUUCAAGGUCGAUGGUAAAAAUUCUAAGGGUGAUUCAGUGGACCUUCGGCUGGAUAUUGAGCGCAGAAAGAAAUACUUGAGUGGGGAGAGAGAGCACAGAGAGGAAGAGUAUGGAGGAAGAGCAUCGAGGGAUUCUCCAGAUCCGAGCAAGGAAAUAUCCACUGAGAAAAACUCAAAGAAGCACAAAAAAAUGAAGAAAAACAAGAAGAAACGUGAGCAUUCUGAGUCACCUUCCUCAUCUUCAUCGUCUUCCUUUGUUUACCACGAAGAAGACGCUGAGAUCAAGGCAGAAAGUUUCUCCAAAAUACAACAGGGUCUUAGAGAGUAUGGAGAGCCUGCAGAAAGAGGACGGGCACGGGGAGGCUUUCAGCUUCGAAUACGCGGCAGAAGUUGGAACCGAGGAAAUUUCCAUGGAAGCAGUAAUGGUGACUCAAAGAUGAACAUGUCAGCAAAGAAUGACGACUGGGAUCAAGAAUACCCUCCCAAGAGCAAGAAAUACUUCCUACACAGUAACAGAGAUGGAGAAGCUGAGAAGAUGAUGAUGGACACACGAGAACGUGGUCGCGGAAAUGCUCUUCGCGCAAAGGGACGUUUCAUCCUCCGGAGGGCCACAAAUACCAACACAACCAAUUAUACGAGCCCUAAAUGGGCCCAUGAUAAAUUCCAGACCACUGAUGAUGAUGAUGAGGGCGAACAGCAAAGAGAAGAUGUAAAGCAGGACCAGUGAGAACAGAGCAGUAACGAUGUUAAGAUCCCUCAUCGUGUUUUAAACCCUGGGAUAAGACUUGUCAGCCAUCACACUUUCAAGAAUGGAUAUAAUAUUCACAUCUAUGCAUCUAAAACUUUUCAUAGGAAAAGUUUUUAUUGUAUUGCUUUGAUUUCCUAUUUCCGUGAGGAAGCUUUUUGUCAGCUUGGUCUUGUUUUGUGCUUUCUGUGUA